AUGUUUAUGGCAAGAUCAGAAUAUGAUCGGGGUAUCAACACCUUCUCCCCCGAAGGCCGCCUCUUCCAAGUAGAAUACUCCCUCGAAGCAAUCAAACUCGGCUCAACCGCCAUCGGCAUCUCCACCUCCACCGGCGUCAUCCUCGGCGUCGAAAAGCGCGUCACCUCCUCCCUCCUCGAGACCUCCUCCGUCGAGAAGAUCGUCGAGAUCGACCGCCACAUCGGCUGCGCAAUGUCGGGCCUCCAAGCCGACGCCCGCUCCAUGGUCGAGCACGCCCGCGUAGAGUGCCAAUCCCACGCCUUCAACUACAACGAGAACCUCCGCGUCGAGUCCUGCACCCAGGCCAUUUGCGAUCUUGCCCUCCGCUUCGGCGAGAGCGCCGAUGGAGAGGAGAGCAUCAUGUCCAGACCGUUUGGUGUGGCGUUGUUGAUUGCGGGCUAUGACGAGGACGGGCCGAGCUUGUACCAUGCCGAGCCGAGCGGGACGUUUUACAGGUAUGAUGCCAAGGCUAUUGGGAGUGGGAGUGAGGGGGCGCAGGCGGAGUUGCAGAAUGAGUAUCACAAGUCGUUGACCAUCGAGGAUGCGGAGACUCUGGUUCUCAAGACGUUGAAGCAGGUCAUGGAGGAGAAGCUCGACUCCAAGAAUGUCCAGCUUGCUAGCGUCACCAAGGAGCGCGGGUUCAGAAUAUACACGGAUGAGGAGAUGGCUGCGGUGGUGGAGAGGCUUCCUGCGAACUAG
This is a messenger RNA of Podospora anserina S mat+, 738 nucleotides long. RefSeq lists its product as uncharacterized. Gene Ontology annotation, cellular component: nucleus; proteasome core complex, alpha-subunit complex; proteasome core complex. The record is from RefSeq and is a predicted model, not a curated record. NCBI's taxonomy places the organism in Eukaryota, Fungi, Ascomycota, Sordariomycetes, Sordariales, Podosporaceae. The transcript has 4 exons. Gene Ontology annotation, biological process: proteasome-mediated ubiquitin-dependent protein catabolic process. Bases 1 to 738 code for a protein of 245 amino acids.